Molecule: messenger RNA, 1175 nt
Organism: Agelaius phoeniceus (red-winged blackbird)
Lineage: Eukaryota; Metazoa; Chordata; Aves; Passeriformes; Icteridae
Gene: GAR1
Product: GAR1 ribonucleoprotein
Biological process (GO): ribosome biogenesis; snoRNA guided rRNA pseudouridine synthesis
Cellular component (GO): box H/ACA snoRNP complex
Molecular function (GO): box H/ACA snoRNA binding
Source: RefSeq, a predicted model, not a curated record
AUGUCUUUUCGUGGAAGAGGAGGUGGAGGAGGAAGAGGAGGUGGAGGAGGAAGAGGAGGUGGCUUUAACCGUGGAGGAGGUGGUGGUGACAGAGGCGGCUUCAACCGCGGCGGGCGAGGUGGCUUUGGACGGGGAGGUGGAAGAGGAGGCUUCAACAGAGGAGGAUAUGACCAGGGCCCUCCAGAAAGGGUAGUUUUGCUGGGAGAGUUCAUGCAUCCCUGUGAAGAUGACAUAGUUUGUAAAUGUAAAACAGAAGAAAACAAGGUGCCUUAUUUCAAUGCCCCAGUGUACCUGGAUAAUAAGGAGCAGAUUGGCAAAGUGGAUGAAAUAUUUGGACAGCUGAGAGACUUUUAUUUUUCAGUGAAACUGUCUGAGAACAUGAAAGCCUCUUCAUUUAAAAAAAUGCAAAAGUUUUACAUUGAUCCAGCAAAGCUGCUGCCUCUUCAGAGGUUUUUGCCAAGGCCCCCUGGAGAAAAAGGUGCUCCCAGAGGAGGUGGUAGAGGAGGACGUGGUGGUGGACGUGGGGGAGGAAGAGGCGGUGGUAGAGGAGGAUUUGGAGGAGGCAGAGGUGGAGGAAGAGGAGGAGGAUUCAGAGGAGGAAGAGGCGGAGGAGGAGGAGGAUUUAGAGGAGGAAGAGGUGGUGGAGGAGGCUUUCGGGGAAGAGGACAUUAAAAAUGGAGCCAUGAGUAUCUCCUCAUUGUCUUAUCAUGUCAUCUGCAGAAGCAAAGAACCAUGCAAAAUUUAUGUAAAGGACCUUGAAAAUCUUUUUAUAAAGAACUUGAAGCUACAAAUGACAAUUAUUUUUACACUUCAUGACUGUUGAUGGACGCAUGAGGAGAGUGUAGCCCCAGGUGAAGAACUGAAGAUUGCUCAGAAUAUGUGUAAACUUUUCUAACUGAGCCACGAUUUGAUGUUAUUCUUAAACUGUUUGUUUCUGACAAGCAGUGCAGUCAGUGCUUAACUCCAUGUUGGAGUUGGGAGUAAACAAUCAGUUGAAAUGGGUUUUCAAAAGACCCUACAGGUUCACUGCAUGCACAUACUUCAGUGUGAACUUGUGCAUGACUGAUCCUUGGUUCUCAUCCUCCUUUUAUAUUGAAUCUGGGCUGCUCUGAAAUGGACAUGCCGUUUAAACAACCUUUGUGAACCUUUUUUUAUAAAUUAAAUUUCAAACUUUU